AUGAAAAUAUUAAUGCUUUUCUUAAUCAUUUUAGUGAAUGUAAAUAAUUUGUAUUAAGUCAGAGCAUUCUCUGUGUAUUUCCUAAGAGCAAAAUCUUCUGGAAGAUACUGUGGAUUCACAAAAAGAAAAAGAAGAAAAUCUAACACUUUUAGACAUUGCUAAUGAACUUGAGUAAUAUCAUUUAUUUUAAGUAUUGGGUAUUUAUACUAAUUUAUUAUAAUAAUAGGAAUUGAAGCUUAAGAUAGACAAAUGAAAAGGUUAGCAGUGGCUUCAAUAAUAUCAAUUUUAACUAUUGCUGCAUGCUGUGGAUGUUCAUAGAUUAUAUAAACAUAUUCAAAAUCUUGUAAGUAGAAACUUCCACCUCCUUAAAAUUAAUAUAGAAGACUAGAACAAUAUCCAGAUUCUUUGUGAG
Paramecium sonneborni is the source of this 412-nucleotide messenger RNA. The record is from the annotation of a GenBank genome assembly. Lineage: Eukaryota; Ciliophora; Oligohymenophorea; Peniculida; Parameciidae.